AUGCGCAGGACCUCUGUUUACGUAUUUAUCUACCCCUCUACUGGAAGAGGCUGGGAUAUAUGGUCAUCUAUAUGCACGAUGCUCAUACGUGUCCGUAUUAUCCUUCUUUUUUCUUUUUUUCUUUCGUUUUUCUCUUUUUCUUCCGUUUUUUGUCUUUCUUUUUUCUCUUAUUCAAUUGUCUUUCUCUUUCUUUCAUUUUAUUCUUUUGUUUUUCUCUUUCAUUGUUUUUCGCUUUUUCUUUCGUUUCUUAUCUUUCUUUUUUCUCUUUUUCCUUCGUAUUUCUCUUUAUUUAUUUGUUCUUCCUUUUUACGAAAGAAGAAUUUUCAUUUCCCUUCAUUUUGUUUCCUUCUGUCACUCUCUUUCCUUCAUUGUUUUCUUUAUUUUUUCCAAAAAUUUAAGGCAAUGGUUUUAUUUAAUUUCCUAUUUUUUGUUAGUCUGUUUCAUUCAUUGUCUUUCUUCCUUUCUUUCUUUUCUUCGUUCAUUCUUUCCUUAAAGUUUUUAUUUGCAGGUUUUUUGUUCGAAUUCAUCUAUUUUAUAAUAUCUGUCUGUCUGUCUAUCUAUCUAUCUAUCUAUUCUAUUCUAUUCUAUUUAUCUUCAUUACGGUCAUAUCUAUCUAUCUAUCUAUCUAUCUAUCUAUCUAUCUAUCUUAUAGAUGAUAGUUUUAGCCUCACUGAUGAGAUAAAUCUUCUUUUCUUCAUUUUUUUAUCUUUUUCUUAUCUUCUUCCUUUUCUAAUACUUCUAUCAUUUCUUCUUCUGUUUCUUUUUCUUUUCUUUUCUUCUAUUUCCUCUUCUAUUAAUUCUUCUAUUUCUUCUGUUAUUCCUUUUAUUCUUCUUCUAUUACAUGUUUUUUUAUUUCUUUUUCUACUUCUUCUUCGUCUAUUACUUGUUCUUCUAUUAAUCCUUCUUCUUCUUCUUCUUCUUCUUCUUGUAUUUCUUCUAUUAAUUCUACUAUUGCGUCUUUUCUAA
Molecule: messenger RNA, 966 nt
Organism: Acanthosepion pharaonis
Lineage: Eukaryota; Metazoa; Mollusca; Cephalopoda; Sepiida; Sepiidae
Source: the annotation of a GenBank genome assembly